AUGUAUCUCUAUCAAUCCAACGUCAGCAAUUCUACAACCCCAUAUUCAUUCUACAUGGGUCUCAUAUCUCGUUCUGACAAAACUUCGCCGCCGAACCUAAGCUUUCUUGAAAAAAAGGUUGAAAUCGAAAAAUCCAAGAUUUCUAAAGAACCAUUGGAUGAAUGGUUUCCACCAAGAUCUCAAAUCGUUUCUCACAAAUUGGAAGCGAAAAUAGAAUCUAGCAGCAUGAAUCUAAAUGCCUCCAUUGACGAUUAUGACAAUUCACAUAUUCCUUAUGAUAGAUAUUUGGUCCUUGAAGAAAGGAAACCUACAAGAUAUUCAAAGCAAAAGGCUGUUGAAAAAAUUUCUUAUCAAUUUUGCAUUGGAUUGGACGAGCUUUUAUCUCCAAAAAUGAAAGUCAAUCAUCAAAGAAGGUUAGUCUUGAAAAUCAUCUUUAUUCUACACAUUUCGUGA
Ambispora leptoticha is the source of this 453-nucleotide messenger RNA. The record is from the annotation of a GenBank genome assembly. NCBI's taxonomy places the organism in Eukaryota, Fungi, Glomeromycota, Glomeromycetes, Archaeosporales, Ambisporaceae.